This is a messenger RNA of Papaver somniferum (opium poppy), 1600 nucleotides long. Its product is annotated as porphobilinogen deaminase, chloroplastic-like. Gene Ontology annotation, molecular function: hydroxymethylbilane synthase activity. Bases 194 to 1318 code for a protein of 374 amino acids. The transcript has 5 exons. Gene Ontology annotation, cellular component: cytoplasm. Gene Ontology annotation, biological process: heme biosynthetic process. NCBI's taxonomy places the organism in Eukaryota, Viridiplantae, Streptophyta, Magnoliopsida, Ranunculales, Papaveraceae. The record is from RefSeq and is a predicted model, not a curated record.
CUAAUUCAGGAUGGGGGAGGAUGAAAACUGGGAUAUUGGAUUUUGAUUGGUUCAAUCUUCUGACAUUAUCUUUUUCCCCCUCUCAAUAAUUCCUUCUUUCUUUCUUCUAAACAACCAAAACCCUCCUCAUCUCUACAGACCCAAAAUUUCUUCUUCUUCUUCUUCUUUCUUCAUCUAUCUUUGUUUGGGAAUAAUGGCAAACUUAGCCUUGAAACAGUGUAUAUUUCUUGGUUCUCCAAUUACAAACAAGAAUCUUAGUAAUGGGUCGAUUUCAGUUAUUGGGUUCCCACCACCAUCUUCUUCCUCUCGAAAACACCUUGUUUUGACUGCUAAGGCUGCUGUCACCGUUGAGCAGCAAACCGAGAAGAAAGUCUCUCUGAUCAAAAUUGGAACCAGAGGAAGCCCACUGGCACUUGCUCAGGCUUACCAAACACGGGAGAGACUCAUUGCCGCACAUGCAGACUUGGCUGAAGAAGGAGCCAUUGAAAUUAUCAUUAUAAAAACGACCGGUGACAAGAUACUGGAUCAGCCUCUUGCAGAUAUAGGAGGCAAAGGCCUGUUCACAAAAGAGAUAGAUGAAGCUCUACUAAAUGGCGACAUAGAUAUCGCCGUCCACUCUAUGAAAGAUGUCCCUACAUAUUUACCAGACGGGACAAUUUUACCAUGCAACCUUCCACGAGAAGAUGUCCGUGAUGCAUUUAUUUCAUUGAGUGCAGCUUCCCUGGGUGAUCUACCUGCUGGAAGUGUUGUUGGUAGUGCUUCUCUUAGAAGACAAUCACAGAUACUGCACAAAUACCCUUCAUUGAAAGUCGAGAACAUUAGAGGCAACGUUCAAACAAGAUUAAAGAAACUUAAAGAAGGGAAAGUCAAAGCGACAUUAUUAGCAUUGGCCGGGCUCAAACGUCUUGACAUGACAGAAAAUGUCACUGCCAUUCUAUCUAUAGAUGAUAUGCUUCCAGCCGUUGCUCAAGGAGCUAUUGGAAUUGCAUGUCGGACCAAUGAUGAUAAGAUGGCUAAUUACAUUGCUUCACUGGAUCACGAGGAUACCAGAUUUGCCAUCACAUGUGAAAGAGCUUUCCUUGCAACACUGGAUGGUUCUUGCCGAACUCCAAUUGCAGGUUAUGCUCACCGCGAUACAGAUGGUUCUUGUGUGUUUAGGGGAUUGGUUGCUUCACCUGAUGGAACUCAAGUACUGGAGACAUCCAGAACGGGUACAUUUGCUCUCGACGAUAUGAUUUCCAUGGGGAAAGAUGCUGGUGAGGAAUUGCGUUCACGUGCUGGUCCAGGUUUCUUUGAUUUCUUAACAGCCCAAAAGUAGGAAUACAAAAAUAAUAGGUGAAGAGAAAGAAAGUCUCUGGCGCAUUCGAAGGAAGAGGUUAUGCGCCGGCUUCUGCUGUUUGUACUUUGUAACAUUUACCGGCUGUAGUCGUUUGUUGAGCUAGAUUAGAUAAAGCAUGCUGUACGGAACUUCAAAUGCUGAAGAAGAUUAGAUUAGACUAUUUAUUCAUUUUUGUGCAAGUUAGUUUUUCUUUUUCACAGUUGGCAUAUAUAAUCUCUUAUUUGGUAAUUGUUCAAAAUGAAAUCUAUUACCAUUGUUUUA